AUGAGUCGAUUUUUUGCAACUGGUACGGACUCCGAGUCCGAGAGUUCGUCUGAAGAGGAGCAGAUAGUUCGUGCUCCAGCGCCAGUAUAUACGUUUAGUGACGAUGAAGAAGAAACAAAACGUGUCGUGCGUUCUAUGAAAGAAAAGAGAUAUGAAGAGUUGGAAGCAAUAAUCCAUUCUCUCCGUAACCAUAAAAAAAUUAAAGAUUUUUCAUCUGCAUUAGCUUCUUUUGAAGAGCUACAAAGAGCUUACACUAGAGCUGCUCCUGUGGUUCAAAAGGAAGAAAAUGGAAUUGCACCUAGAUUCUUUAUUAGAGCGUUAAUUGAAUUAGAAGAUUGGGUGUCUGGAGCUUGGAAUGACCGAGAUGGAAGAAAAGCUCUGUCAAAGGGUAAUAGCAAAGCCCUAACAUCUUUGAGACAAAAGCUUCGAAAAUAUACAAAAGAUUUUGAAGCUGAAGUUUCUAAAUUUAGGGAGAAUCCUGAUUUACCUGAUGAAGAUGAUGAACGCAAAGAUACCUCAUCUUCUGAUGAGUCUGAUGAUGAAGACAAAGUAAAAGAGAAGCCACGAGUCGCUCAUUCGCCUGAACCGCCGCGCAGACCAAUACCACAAGAUGAUGACUCGUCUGAUUCCAUGGACUGGGGAUCUAGCUCUUCGGAUUCUAGCUCCAGCUCUGAUGACGAAAACCGAGGUGCGGCUACCCUUAGAGAGAAGUUCUUAAAACGUACCACUGAGAGGGAUGAAGAAGAAGAAAGAGAUAGGAGACGCGUGAGACGUGAAAGACGUGAGCGAAGUGGUAAAAUAAGCAAGAAAGAUCAGGCCGAUGAUGGAGGCGAGUGGGAAACUGUACGUAAAGGUGCAGCGACGUCCGACAAACCCAAAAUGUUUGCUAAGGAUAGUGACAUCGAUGCAGCGCUAGUUGUUAAGAAAUUGGGUGAAAUUAGUGCUGCGCGUGGACGUAAAAGAACUGAUCGUCGGGCACAGCUUGAACUUCUUCAUGAAUUGCGCACUGUCGCCCAGCAACACAAUCUUGGGGACGCUCUGCAACUAAAACUGCGUGCUGCCACCGUCGCAGCACUCUUUGAUUACAAUCCAAAGGUUUCUGAUGCUAUGAAGCCUGAGUAUUGGUCGAGACUUGUAGAAAACGUGGACCAGAUGGUCACUUUACUUCUCGCACAUGAAGAUAUGGUUCUUAGUGAAACUAUCACUGAAGAGAAUGAACAACUUGUGACGGCACCGUUUAAAGUACGUGGCUGUUUGCUCACAGCGUUGGAGCGACUCGACGAUGAGUUUACUAAACUCCUUAAAGAAUGUGACCCUCAUUCUAAUGAAUAUGUAGAAAGAUUAAAGGAUGAAGUGCGUGUUUCAGCAUUGAUUGAUCGUGUAUGUCAAGUGGUUGAGCGUGACGGUUCCCCUCAAGAAGUCUGUCGCGCUUAUCUCCGCAAGAUAGACCAUCUUUACUACAAGUUUGACCCACGCGCUAUUAAGAAAGACCUUCCGCCUGGAGAAGAGACAACAAUUAAGAAAAUGGAGCGUCUGUGCAAAUAUAUUUAUGCAAAUGACGAUACUGAUCGUUUGAGAACCAGAGCCAUUCUCUCUCAUAUAUACCAUCACGCUUUGCAUGAUAACUGGUUUCAAGCCCGAGAUCUACUUCUCAUGUCUCAUCUACAAGAAAAUGUUCAACAUUCCGAUCCCAGCACUCAGAUUUUGUAUAACCGUACCAUGGCCAAUUUGGGAUUGUGCGCAUUCCGUCGCGGAAAUGUGAAGGAAGCCCACGGUUGCUUGGCUGAGCUCAUGAUGACGGGGAAACCUAAAGAGUUACUUGCACAGGGUCUGCUGCCUCAGCGUCAACACGAGCGCUCAAAGGAACAGGAGAAGAUCGAGAAGCAACGUCAAAUGCCGUUCCACAUGCAUAUUAACUUGGAACUGCUCGAAUGUGUCUACUUGGUGUCUGCCAUGUUGAUCGAGAUCCCUUACAUGGCGGCUCAUGAGUUCGACGCACGUCGUCGUAUGAUCAGUAAGACGUUCUACCAAAAUUUGCGCGCAAGUGAAAGACAAGCGUUGGUGGGGCCACCGGAGUCGAUGCGGGAACACGCCGUAGCCGCCGCCAGAGCUAUGCGCCGCGGGGACUGGCGCGCCUGUCUUAACUUCAUUGUUAAUGAAAAAAUGAAUGCCAAGGUUUGGGACUUAAUGGUCGGCGCUGACAACGUACGCGCCAUGCUGGGACGCCUCAUUAGGGAGGAAUCGCUUCGCACUUAUCUAUUCACUUACGCCCACGUUUACGCAUCUCUGUCACUCCGUUCUUUGGCGGACAUGUUUGAGUUGCCAAGACAACGCGUUCACUCUCUUGUAUCUAAGAUGAUCAUCAAUGAAGAGCUUUUGGCAUCUUUAGACGACCCGAGUGAGUGCGCUAUUCUACACCGCUCAGAACCCACUAGGAUGCAAGCAUUGGCACUGCAACUUGCAGAUAAGGUGGGCAACUUGGUGGAUUCAAACGAGCGAAUAUUCGAGAAGCAAGGGUCUUUCUUCCAGCGGGGCGGCGCGCCGCGGGGGGAGGGGCGCCAGCGCGAGCGCCCGCGCGACGGCUGGGGGCGGCGCCAGCGCAACCGCCGCCGCGACGACGAGCGCGGACACGAGGAC
Brenthis ino (lesser marbled fritillary) is the source of this 2637-nucleotide messenger RNA. NCBI's taxonomy places the organism in Eukaryota, Metazoa, Arthropoda, Insecta, Lepidoptera, Nymphalidae. The record is from the annotation of a GenBank genome assembly.